AUGUCUCUUAGAUUAAUACCCACUAGAUAUCCUACAAGAUCACUUACAGCAUCCUACGCUUCAACUUUAAAGACAUUUGCUAAAACACCAACCUUUUAUAGACGCUUUCAUGAUACACCCAACGCUCAAAAUACCGCUACUCAACAAUCAUUUCAGAAUGAUCCAAACCAUAUGAUACCAACUAAUGCUCCACAAGGAGCACGUAUUGCUACUCCAACACCAGCUUCUCCGCUUAGUGUUAGCUCACGCCUUACACAUCCAGGAAAAGUAUCACCAAAUGAAUAUCUCAAGGCGUUCAAUAAUAAGGAGUUGAUUUCGUUUUUCAUGAUUGGAUUAUGCACCUUGAACAAACCAAUAUUGAAAUUAUGCAUCAAGUUGUUCCCAUACGUACCAAUGGCCGUUAUCAAGGCAUUGGUGUACAGAAUUUACUGCGGUGGUGAAACUUUGGAAGAAGUGAAACAAACCGGAUUACGUUUGCACGAAAGAGGCAUUAACAACAUGAUGAUUUCAUUGACUAUUGAAGCAUGUGAUGGCAAUGACAAUGUUGAUCCAGAAUUUAUUAUCGAUGAAACUGUUAAAUCAAUUAAUGGAAUUUUGGUACCACAUAUCACGAAAAUGAUUGAAACUUGUGACAAAAACAUUAAUGACAUACCAUCGGGUUACGUUGCAUUAAAACCAACUGGAUUUGUGAAAAAUGCUGCACAUGUAUUGAAAAACUACAAUAAUGGAGAAGAAGCUGCUUUUGCAGAGUUGGUUGCUAAAGCGUCAAAAGCAUGCCAAGCUGUGUAUGAUGCAAACAAGAAAUUGGCUGAAAUUUACCCUGAAAGAACUGCACCUUUUGUUGUGGCUGUUAUUGAUGCUGAAAAGUACGAAUUGCAACCUGGUGUGUAUGAAUUGCAACGUCAAUUGUAUCAAAAAUUCAACAAAUUGAAUGAACCUUGUUAUGUGGUUGGUACUAUCCAGAUGUACCUUUCUGACUCUGCUUCAUUAUUGGCUUAUGAAGAAAGAUUGGCUCAGGAGAAAAACUACAGAUUAGGUUUGAAGUUGGUGCGUGGUGCAUACAUCCAUUCUGAAAAAGAACGUGCUACGAUUAUCCACAAAACGAAACAAGAUACUGAUGACAACUACAAUGCUGGAAUUACCUAUUGUAUCGACUCCAUCUUGAACCAGAAGGACAAAGAAUCAACCAUUGGACAUUUAGUUGUUGCUAGUCACAAUGCCGAAUCUUUGAAAUUAGCCAGCUCCAAAGUUUACACUCAGGAAAAUGCCACCAAUGUCAACAAAAGCAAUGUUGUGCUUGGUCAAUUGUUGGGUAUGGCUGACUCAGUAACUUAUGAUUUAAUCAAAAAUUACCAAAUUGGUAAUGUUAUCAAGUAUGUUGCCUGGGGUCCACCAUUGGAAACUAAACAAUAUUUAUUGAGAAGAUUGGAAGAGAAUGGUGAUGCGGUUAAAAAUGAUAAUGGAUGGCCAUUGGUUAAAGCUGCUUUUAGUACAUUGAUGGGAAGAAUGUUUAAGGCAUCAUCGUAA
Messenger RNA from Lodderomyces parapsilosis, 1527 nucleotides. RefSeq names its product proline dehydrogenase (gene PUT1). Gene Ontology annotation, molecular function: FAD binding; proline dehydrogenase activity. The record is from RefSeq and is a predicted model, not a curated record. Lineage: Eukaryota; Fungi; Ascomycota; Pichiomycetes; Serinales; Debaryomycetaceae. Gene Ontology annotation, cellular component: mitochondrion. The transcript has a single exon. Bases 1 to 1527 code for a protein of 508 amino acids.